AUGAAAAAUGUGAACGCUAAACAACAGGGCUUCAUUAUUGCUGGCCUUUACAUGGAUCGCACACGGACUAAAAAGAAAAGAAAAUGUGCCGGAGGAACAGAGCAAGCGGAGGCACCAAAGGACAUCCUAGUGGCCGUUGCUGAGCUACAGAACUUGAGUGGUUUUUGGAAACUUGAGGCCGAAUUGGCUGACCUCCUCGACUGUCAACUGGAGAAGCUGAAGUCUAAAAAGCCACAAAAGUGUGAGUAA
Messenger RNA from Dibothriocephalus latus, 249 nucleotides. NCBI's taxonomy places the organism in Eukaryota, Metazoa, Platyhelminthes, Cestoda, Diphyllobothriidea, Diphyllobothriidae. The record is from the annotation of a GenBank genome assembly.